Molecule: messenger RNA, 1020 nt
Organism: Eruca vesicaria subsp. sativa (arugula)
Lineage: Eukaryota; Viridiplantae; Streptophyta; Magnoliopsida; Brassicales; Brassicaceae
Source: the annotation of a GenBank genome assembly
ACCGAACCCAAAAACACAAUCUCUCCCCUUCUCUCUAUCUCUCUCAUCUCAAUGGAGAACUCGCCGAGAUACAGAGAUGCUUCAACGAAUCUGAUCCCAUCUCCUCGUUGCCACAACAACAACAACAACAGCAGUUGCAGCAGCACUGAGAGCAACAACAACAACAAACCUCCAACAACUCCGACCCGACACGUAACAACAAGAUCCGAAUCCGCAAACCCAUACCCGACAACUUUCGUCCAAGCCGACACUUCUUCCUUCAAACAAGUCGUCCAGAUGCUAACCGGAUCCUCCGACAGACCCAAACAACACAACACCUCCUCCCUUAAACCCAACCAAACCCACCAACCCGACCCGAGAUCCACUCCCUCCCAAUUCUCAAUCCCACCAAUCAAAGCCGUGCCCAACAAGAAACAGUCCUCCUCUUCCGGGUUCCGUCUCUACGAGCGCCGUAACUCCAUGAAGAACCUAAAAAUCAACCCAUUAAACCCGGUUUUCAACCCGGUUAACUCGGCCUUCUCGCCCCGGAAACCCGAGAUCCUCUCCCCGAGCAUCCUCGACUUCCCUUCUCUCGUUCUAAGCCCCGUCACGCCUCUUAUACCCGACCCGUUUGAUCGAUCCGGGUCGUCGGGUCAGAGCCCCGACGAGGCUGCUGAGGAGGAGGAGAAAGCUAUUAAAGAGAGAGGCUUUUAUUUGCAUCCGUCUCCGGCGACGACUCCGAUGGAUACGGAGCCGCGUCUGCUUCCUCUGUUUCCGGUGACGUCUCCUCGGGUCUCAGGUUCUUCUACAGAUUCUUGUUCUUGAAUGAAAGAAACGAAUUCUAAUUUUUUUUUUUUUUUUUAAUAAUCAUUUGCUUUGUGAUUUUUAGUUAUAUUAUUAUAAAAAUGGGGGAUUCGAGAUGAAUCCUUUUAUGAGAGUUUGUUAUUAUAUGAGAGAUGAUUGUAAUGCUGAGAUGAGAUGUUUGUCAAGCCAACUGCGGUUUCAAUUGUAUUAAAUCUCUUAUGGGUUUUGUUGAUUUGG